Molecule: messenger RNA, 975 nt
Organism: Diachasmimorpha longicaudata
Lineage: Eukaryota; Metazoa; Arthropoda; Insecta; Hymenoptera; Braconidae
Gene: Osi19
Exons: 2
Coding region: 110-862 (250 amino acids)
Cellular component (GO): membrane
Source: RefSeq, a predicted model, not a curated record
AGUCAUCAGUUGUGGAAGUAACUUCUUCAAUUAUCGUCGCCUUCAGCAAGGAGACACACCAAGUCCCGUGAGGAAUUAGCUUAUUCAUCAGAUCAGAUCAGAUUAAAUCAUGAAGUACAUUGUGGUGUGCAUGGCAAUCUUGGCACUUGCUGGAGCUCAACCGGCUAAGCCAGAGACCUGGAAGGGUGGCAACAUGGAUUCAAUCGUGGAACAGACCAAGACCGAGUGCGCCCAGAAGAACGACGAAAUGGCCUGCAUGAAGUUCAAGGUCCUUAACUUGUUGGAUCAGAUUUUCCGAAAGGACAAUUUCAAGGUGUCAGACAGUGUUGAGGUCACUCGUAACUCACAACCUGUCGAAGAGACCGCCGCCCGCAGCGAGGCAUCCUUCCUGGACACUGUUCAGAACUACCUGGUCUCGCACGAUGUCACCUUCAAGCUUCCUCUGGAAUCCGCUGUCAAAGUCAGCGCAAGGAACAUCGAGGAUGACCAAAUUUCCUUUGACGUUAAGUUCGGCCAGGGACGAGCCGUCGAGGAGGCCCGCAAGUCCAAACUGAAGAAGGUCAUCAUUCCCAUUCUCGUGUUCGUCCUGCUGAAGGCGAUGACCCUCAUUCCUCUUGCUAUCGGUGUUCUUGGUCUGAAGGCCUGGAACGCGUUGCAGCUCUCCUUCUUCAGUUUUGUCGUAUCUGUGGGUCUUGCCAUCUUCCAGCUCUGCAAGAAGAUCGCUGCCGACAGUCACGCUGCACCCAUUGCUGCACAUGGUCCUUGGGAGUAUCAAGCUGCACAGUACAGAUCCUUCCAGGAUGAUGAGGCUAUCCAGAAUGCACAGAACUUGGCCUAUUCGGCUUAUGCUCCAGCAGUUUGAGCCUUCGUUGAUUUAUUAGAACAUUCAAACUCGCGAUUGUCUGACUAGGUACACGCUUUUGUAAAAUACUUUCCGUCUAUGUAUUAUUUAAUAAAUUAUUACUGCAAUUCAAA